This is a messenger RNA of Anguilla rostrata (American eel), 2982 nucleotides long. RefSeq names its product inositol 1,4,5-triphosphate receptor associated 2 (gene irag3a). The coding region runs from base 951 to 2468 and encodes 505 amino acids. Gene Ontology annotation, cellular component: endoplasmic reticulum membrane. The record is from RefSeq and is a predicted model, not a curated record. The transcript is spliced from 17 exons. NCBI's taxonomy places the organism in Eukaryota, Metazoa, Chordata, Actinopteri, Anguilliformes, Anguillidae.
UUCUUAAGGACAAUAUAAUUGGAAUCAUUUCUGCAGCAUUAUAUUACAUUUGGCGUUGAAGUACUUUCUAGUGUGAAAGUUUGAAUUGAUCUCCCCCAUUCAAACUGUUUUUUCAAAAAUAUUUUUGCACAGUAUAUUGCAGAACAGGAAAAACAAUGACACAUUUUGGUGGUCAGGAUAUCCUGCCUGUGCUGACUGUUGACCUUACUGCCUUGUUUCUUGCUCUGUAUGCUAAAUGUAUAUAAAGAAGGAAACUGCUUUUGAACGUUUAAACUCUUUCUCACCUGUGGACAUCCAGCAACCCUGUGGCAUUAAAUACACCAGCACCUUUAAUGGGCCUGUACACCGGGAUUACUGUGCUGUACACUGAAAUGUUAAGAUCGCAGUUUUGACUCGACUUCAUUUAAAUUCAGUGAACGCAGUAAACUACUUGAUUCAUUGAAGAAGAGUCGUCACAACACAUUUGUGGCAUUCUUCAAUUCAUGAACUGAAUUUCAGUUAAUUUACCUGAAUUGUCUGACAUCAUCAUAUAUGGAUGAGAAUAUGAAUGUGGAGUAUGGAAGGUGAGUGGCGGCUGCUCAGUGUGUGUGUGUGUGUGUGUGUGUGCAUGUGCGUGUGUGUGCGUGUGUGUAGGGAGAGGCUCGGCUCUUGGUGGGAGAAUGAGCAGCUGUUAGACCAGCAGUCAAAGUGAAGGGCAGGGUGCAGACGCACUACGUUACCCACGCUGCCGCGGUCCGUAGUUCUUCGCUGUGGAGUUCUGCUGUGUUCAGCCAGCCCAGGGCCUGUUGAGCCCAGAGGAUCUCAGAGAGCUUCUGAGGAGGUUAUUACUGUCUGCGUGUUCAGCCCUCUGCCCCCCGCCCCCCUCUCUCUCUCCCUAUCUCUCUCUAUCUCUUUCCCUCACUCUCUCUCUUCCUCUCUCCCUCCCUCACUCUCUCUCUCUCCCUCUCCGUAUGGAGUCAGAGUUUAGCAUGCCUUUCCCUCCCUUGCGGUCCUGCGUAGUCCUCCAGCGUUCUCGGUCCCUCUCCUCCUUUCCCUGUCUCACCUCCCAUGACCUGGGGAUCCCAGAAUGCACUGCUCCUUCCUCCUCACAGGGUUACAGUAAUGAACCCGGUGGGCUGAGAAUGGUGGAGACCCUAAAGACCACCCCACCUGGUGAACCGGGACUGAACCAUUGCACAGGAAUCCAGGAGGCAGGCUAUCUCAGUACUGGAGCAGGGAGUGGCUGGACCCCCUGUCUAGUGCUGGAGCCAUCCAGGUGUGCCAUGAGUAACCAGCCCGCUGAAGAGGCGGUGAGGACCAGCGAGUGUGUAGGCCAGCCGGGGGACAGUGAAGUGGACAGUGAGCAAGAGUUGAGCCAGGAGGACCUGCUUGUGGCCUCCUGGGAUGAACUCUCUAUCCUGGACAGGCUGGGAUUCAACAGUGUGGAGAUGACGGAGGAUGAGGUGGAGGGGGCCUUCUUGCAGCUGGCCCUGGCAUUCCGCUGUGACCAGUACACCCUAAAGAAGAGGCUUCAGGCAGAGGAACACGCCCGGAACCUGGCGGAGGAGAACGUUCACCUGGAGCUGCAGCGGGGGAGGGAGGUGCUGCAGUCUCUGAAGGCCCUGUGCUUGGACAGUAAGCGCAGUAAGAUGCUGCAGAGGCUGGAGCUGUGUCUGAGUAUCCUGGGCGGGACAGUGGAACGCAUCGCCAACACUGCUGAGCUGCUAGGCGCCGUGCACCAGGAGGCUCGGAUGAGCCGGGCGGUGGACCUGAUGGUGGCUCACGUGGAGAACCUGAAACGGCGCCAUGUUUGCGACAGGGCGGAGCUGGAGGAGACCAGGAAGCAGCUCCAGAGGUGCAGUCGCAGCCGGCAGCUCAGCGACCCCAGAGAUGAAAGUGAAAUGAGACAGAAGCGCUCUAAAACAUCCCAGCAGGCAUCCCGUCGCCGAAUUAGCAUCGCUGUGAUUUCCAAACAGCCCAAGGCCCAGGGAACAGAGCUGAGCUUGCUGGACAUUAUCAAGCCCAGCACAGCAGCCCCCAGCCAGCCACCCCUGGAAAGAGAGUCCCUGAGUGGGAGACCACACAUGUCCACAAAAGAGGACUUGUCAGUCAACAGUCCCCUCCAGACACCAGCUGAGGUGUCCCACAUUUCCCAAACAAUACAUCCCACACCCAGCCCAGAGGAGAGAGGAGAGCCCUUAUACCUCCAUAGGUAUUCAAGAUCCCUGCGCCAGAGGCGGGGACAGAACAGAGGGGUGGGCCAAUCAAACCCAGAGGAGAAGAAAGAGGCGGAGCCACAGAGAGAACACGAGCUCAACCGCUGCGAUGAAUGUGCUGAUGACUCGUGCACCCUCCGGUCAACACAGCGCCCCCUGCCACCAUGGCUGUCUCAGGGCCACCUGAUUCUCUUCUGGCUUUAUGGAAUGACGAUUUCUUUCAUGAUCCUUCUGGGGAUUUUUUUCUGGUGUAUGCAAGGCCCUCUCCUUUGAAUCUGAGCUCCCACAGGACAUACAACUGCUCUAGGUUGGACACUAUGGAUUGAAUACAUAUUGACAUCCAUUUCCUCUAUGAAAGUACAUAAUCUCAGUUACCUAAUGAAGUAUGGUUGAGUUCAAAUCAACACUGAAUAAUAAUAUAUUCUUUGUUCACCUUAGCUGUAUGUGUUGAAACUGGACUGUUCUCUCAAUUUUUCUUUAUAACAUAAAUACAAAUAACAUUACAUGUAGUAAUAUUGUUAAUUAUAAACUAAAAUCUUUAAAUAUAUUUAAGAUAUUAAUGUCAAAUCAAAUAUUUCACUUUGUAAGUCUUUGUAUUAGUAUGACACAUUAUGUUAAAAAAUAAACGAAAUCUUAGUAAAAACAUUUUCUAUACGCAGAAAUGUCACGUGACUCACUCGGUUUAUUUUCCCAUUUCCCAAAAACACCGUGUCUGAAAAUGACCUGAAAAUCAAUGACUCUCAAACGCUCUGUCACUUUAAAGUGUUACAUAUCAAACAGAAUUUGC